AUGUCUUCUACCUUUCCUUCCGUACAGUCCUUCUUCCAGCCCACGUUUGCAUCAAUAUCGCGGAGCGGCUCGAGCUCGGAGCUAGGAAAAGACCUGACUGGCGAUGGCUUCUCAGCAGAAGACGUUAACAGCGUGAUCAACCCACCAGUAAACACCAAUUGGACACCGACUCGCGACUACGAAGAGACUGACAUUGCCGACCUUGUGCCUGGUCCGAGAUGUGUGACGUUCAUGGGCAGGAUAGUGAACGUAUUCGAUCUGGUCACGCCGAGUAAGAAGCCCAAGGCGGCCAAAGGGUGCUUGAAGAUGGUGCUGAGGGACGAUACCGGCACUGUCACGGUCCGCUUAUGGUAUGCAAAGACUGUGUAUACGCUUCGUCUCGGACAGCUUGUCAGUGUGUGGACACAGCACAUCUCCAACGGUGAUCAUGCCAGUCUUGCCCCGAGCAACGCACCGCUCUUUGCAAGCGUGUUUCCUGAGAGAGAACGAUUGUGUCACAUCAUGGUGCAUGUCCGCAGUGACGACGGACGGCUCUGCAAAAUUCCAAAAGGCUACAUCGAGGGACAGCAUCUGUCGAAGCUCAUGACGCUGAGGUCCUACCUGGACGGCGGCCACGAAGUCGAGGAGGGAAGAGUCCUCGUAUGCGUAGAGAGCAUAGGCGCAAAGAAGACUAUCACAAACAAACAAAACACCACAACAACCCUCACCCCCCUCACAAUCUUCGACACCACAACCUCCUGCACCCUCACCCUCUUCGCCCACGCCCCCUCCUCAACCCCCCUCUUCCACCCCUCCCACACAAUCCUCCUCCUCACAUCCCCAUCCCUCCACCUCUCCCCCAACUCCACCCCCUCCCUAACCCUCUCCCAAACCUCAACCCUCGACAUAAACCCUGCAAUCCCAGCAACAACCCACCUCCGCACCUACGCCCUCCACCGCGCCAUCCAAUCCCACAUCAACCCUCCCUUCCCACCCCAGCACAUCUUCAACAUCCACGCCGCCGCAUCCUCGGCCCUCAGAAUCCGCUAUACCCUCGCUGACAUCGACGCCGCGGCUCGUGCGAACCCCGCUGAUACACUGUCUGGCUAUGUCAGCGUGCUUAUCUCGCGUGUCUGUCUUGUGCGGCUCAGGAGGCGGUGCAUGCUUAUGUGUGCUGCUUGUCCGCGGUGUGGGGUCGGGGUGUAUGCUUCUGCGGUUGUGGCGGCUUGUUCGCGGUGUGAGGAGGAUAAUGAUGAUGAUGACGGUGGGCAGGGUGUUGCGCUGGCGCUGAAUCCGGAUGUGCUGGGCGAGGUGGUUGAUGAGACAGGGUGUUUGCGGGGUGGGAAGGCUGUGUUUUCGGAGGAGGCGUGGGGGCAGUUGUUUGGGCGGUCGGUGGGGGAGUUGGUUGGGUGUGAGGUGGAGGUGUUGAGGUAUUUGGAGGAGAGGAUGGCGGGGGUGCGGGUUACGCUUUGUUUUGGGUGGGUUGGGGGUGGUGGUGGUGGUGGUGGUGGUGGUGGGUAUGGACGUGGGGAUGGAUAUGGAGAGGGGGAGGGGGUAGGGAGGUUGCUUGUUUGGGGGGUUAGGGCUUGA
This is a messenger RNA of Pseudovirgaria hyperparasitica, 1569 nucleotides long. RefSeq lists its product as uncharacterized. The transcript is spliced from 3 exons. Gene Ontology annotation, biological process: resolution of meiotic recombination intermediates. Lineage: Eukaryota; Fungi; Ascomycota; Dothideomycetes; Acrospermales; Acrospermaceae. The coding region runs from base 1 to 1569 and encodes 522 amino acids. Gene Ontology annotation, molecular function: single-stranded DNA 3'-5' DNA exonuclease activity; single-stranded DNA binding. The record is from RefSeq and is a predicted model, not a curated record.